Molecule: messenger RNA, 1770 nt
Organism: Octodon degus (degu)
Lineage: Eukaryota; Metazoa; Chordata; Mammalia; Rodentia; Octodontidae
Product: zinc finger protein 431-like
Exons: 4
Biological process (GO): regulation of transcription by RNA polymerase II
Molecular function (GO): DNA-binding transcription factor activity, RNA polymerase II-specific; RNA polymerase II cis-regulatory region sequence-specific DNA binding
Source: RefSeq, a predicted model, not a curated record
AUGGUUUUAGUUGUCUGUAUUUUGAAUUUUGAUAUUGUGUCUCACUACCCUGAGCUGAAAGCAGUUGUCCUCUUUCCCCCGCCUCCCAGAGUGAUAGGAUUACAGGAGGCAGUGACCUUUGAGGAUGUGGCUGUGAACUUCACCUUGGAGGAGUGGGCUUUGCUGGAUCCAUCCCAGAAGAAGCUCUACAGAGAUGUGAUGAGAGAAACAUUUAGAAACGUGGCUGCUGUAGGUAGAGCCUGUGGUAAUCAGGAAGUUGAAGAAAAGUACAAAAAUGACUGGAGAAGUCAAAGAAAUGAAGAGUUGGAGAAGUGUUACCCACUAAAUAUACCCACCGUCAUUCACACUGGACUGACGACAUGUGAGUUUUGGGGAUUAGAAGAGAAGCUCUAUAAAUAUAAGGAACAUGGAAGAACCUGCAGUGAUUUUCACUCCUUUCAGAAGGAUGUAGGGACAAAGACUGGAGAGAAAUUGUAUGAAUAUGAUCAAUGUAAAAAAUCCUACUCUGAUCUUAGUGAAAGAACUCAGCUUAAAGAGAAAACUUUUGUAUAUAAGAAAAACUUGAAAGCCUCCCUUACACCCAAUGAUGUUGAGAUCCAUGAAAGAACUCACACUGAGAAGCCCUAUAUAAAUAAGCAAUAUGUGAAAGCUUUCAGUACACAGGGUUAUUGCAAAAGACACGAAAGGCUUCACACUGGAGAGAAACUUUAUGUAUGUGAGCAGUGUGGGAAAGCUUUUCGUACACAAUAUCAAGGUAAGAUACAUGAAAGGCUUCACACUGGGGAGAAACCCUAUGUAUGUAAGCAGUGUGGGAAGGCUUUUAAUACACAAGGUUAUUGGAAAGUACAUGAAAGAAUUCACACUGGGGAGAAACCUUAUGUAUGUAAGCAAUGUGGGAAAGCUUUUAUUACACAAGGAAAUUGGAAAGUACAUGAAAGAAUUCACACUGGGGAGAAACCCUAUGUAUGUAAGCAGUGUGGGAAAGCAUUUAGUACACAAGGUUCAUGUAAAAAACAUGAGAGGCUUCACACUGGGGAGAAACCCUAUGUAUGUAAGCAGUGUGGAAAACAUUUCAGUACACAAGAUUCAUGUAAAGCACAUGCAAGGCUUCACACUGGGGAGAAACCCUAUGUAUGUAAGCACUGUGGGAAAACUUUUAGUACACAAGGUUCCUGUAAAGCACAUGAAAGGCUUCACACUGGGGAGAAACCCUACGUAUGUAAGCAAUGUGGGAAAGCUUUUGGUAUACAAAGUCAUUGUAAAAGACAUGAAAGAAUUCACACUGGGGGAAAACCCUAUGUAUGCAAGCAGUGUGGGAAAGCUUUUAGUACACAAGGUUCCUGUAAAGUACAUGAAAGGCUUCACACUGGGGAGAAACCCUAUAUAUGUAAGCAAUGUGGGAAAGCUUUUAAUACACAAGGUUAUUGGAAAGUACAUGAAAGGCUUCACACUGGGGAGAAACCCUAUGUAUGUAAGCAGUGUGGGAAAGCUUUUAGUACACAAAAUCAUUGUAAAAAUCAUGAAACCAUUCACACUGGGGAGAAAUCCUAUGUAUGUAAGCAAUGUGGAAAAGCUUUCAGAACACAAGGUUCCUGUAAAACACAUGAAAGGCUUCACACUUGUGGCAAAUGCUACAUAUGUAAGCAAUGUGGGAAAGGUUUUAGUACACAAGUUUAUCGCAAAGCACAUGAAAGGCUUCACACUGGGGAGAAACCCUAUGUAUGUAAGCAAUGUGGGAAAGCUUUUAGUAGACAAGAUUCAUGUAAAACA